CUCGGGGACCGGACCGGGACGCCCAGGAGCCUGGCCAGGCGGGAGCGGGGUUUGCGGCUACCGGAACUUUCUCUCAGCCCGGAACCCUCCCCAGCCAUGAGCUACCAGCCACAGCCCAUCUUCCCGCCGCAGAGAGACCUGGGUGACAGAGAGGCUCUGGUCUCCGAAAAUGAGCAGAAAGGGAGGUCGUGCCAGUCUGCAGCGGUUUUCAAUGUGGUCAAUUCAAUUAUAGGCUCCGGUAUCAUAGGAUUGCCUUAUUCCAUGAAGCAAGCUGGGUUUCCUUUAGGAAUAUUGCUUUUAUUCUGGGUCUCAUAUAUUACAGACUUUUCCCUUGUUUUACUGAUAAAAGGAGGGAUGCUCUCUGGAACAGACACCUAUCAAUCUUUGGUUAAUAAGACCUUCGGCUUUCCAGGGUACCUGCUGCUCUCGGUCCUACAAUUUUUGUACCCUUUCAUAGCUAUGAUAAGUUACAACACAAUAGCUGGAGAUACUCUGAGCAAAGUUUUUCAAAGAAUCCCUGGAGUUGACCCUGCAAGCUGGCUUAUUGGCCGACACUUCAUUAUUGUAAUUUCUACAAUCAGUUUCACUCUGCCUUUGUCAUUGUACCGAGAUAUAGCAAAACUUGGAAAGAUUUCUUUUAUUUCGACAAUUCUAACAACUCUAAUUCUCGGAAUUGUGAUAACAAGGGUAUUUUCACUGGGUCCUCACAUACCCAAAACAGAAGAUGCCUGGAUAUUUGCAAAGCCCAAUGCCAUUCAGGCUAUUGGGGUUAUGUCUUUUGCAUUCAUUUGCCACCAUAACUGCUUCUUAGUGUAUGGUUCUUUGGAGGAACCCACAGUACCUAAGUGGUCCCGCAUCAUCCACGUGUCCAUCUUGGUCUCUUUGUGUAUCUCUGUGCUCUUUGCUACAUGUGGGUACUUGACUUUUACCGGCUUCACCCAAGGAGACUUAUUUGAAAACUACUGCCGAAGUGAUGACCUGGUGACUUUUGGAAGGUUUUGUUAUGGCAUCACUGUCAUUCUGACAUACCCAAUUGAAUGCUUUGUGACAAGAGAGGUAAUUGCCAAUGUGUUUUUUGGUGGGGAUCUUGCCCCAGUGCUCCACAGAGUGCUGACCGUGCUCAUCGUCACUGCGGCCACGCUGGUGUCGCUGCUCAUCGACUGCCUUGGCAUUGUGCUAGAGCUCAAUGGUGUUCUCUGUGCAGCUCCUCUGAUUUUCAUCAUUCCCUCAGCCUGUUAUCUGAAGUUAUCUGAAGAACCAAGGACACAUUCAGAUAAGAUAAUGUCUUGUGUCAUGCUUCCCGUUGGAGCUGUGGUGAUGAUCUUCGGAUUCAUCAUGACUGUCACAAAUCCUCAGGACUGCUCUCAUGGGCUUGAAAUGUUCUACUGCUUUCCUGACAAUGUCUCCUUGACAAACAUCUCAAAUUCUCACUUACAAGUGACAACGCAGCUUUCUACCUUAAACAUCAGUGUCUUGCAAUGACUUGACUGCUUUAAAAAUGUAUGCAUGUUUUCACUGGUAUCUACACCACCUAAUAAUAUUCCCAUAUUUUAAUCU
Jaculus jaculus (lesser Egyptian jerboa) is the source of this 1557-nucleotide messenger RNA. RefSeq names its product solute carrier family 38 member 11 (gene Slc38a11). The coding region runs from base 97 to 1482 and encodes 461 amino acids. NCBI's taxonomy places the organism in Eukaryota, Metazoa, Chordata, Mammalia, Rodentia, Dipodidae. The record is from RefSeq and is a predicted model, not a curated record. Gene Ontology annotation, biological process: amino acid transmembrane transport. The transcript is spliced from 12 exons. Gene Ontology annotation, molecular function: amino acid transmembrane transporter activity.